This is a messenger RNA of Arachis stenosperma, 1462 nucleotides long. Its product is annotated as 60S ribosomal protein L3. The transcript has 5 exons. Gene Ontology annotation, cellular component: cytosolic large ribosomal subunit; ribosome. NCBI's taxonomy places the organism in Eukaryota, Viridiplantae, Streptophyta, Magnoliopsida, Fabales, Fabaceae. Gene Ontology annotation, molecular function: structural constituent of ribosome; RNA binding. The record is from RefSeq and is a predicted model, not a curated record. Gene Ontology annotation, biological process: ribosomal large subunit assembly; translation. Bases 91 to 1260 code for a protein of 389 amino acids.
CUGAGAAAUUGACCUCACUUUGCUGAGAGCUGCGCAUCCAAUACUCAAUCCCCAUUGAAAUCUGCUCCUUCUCCCUCUCUUUAGGUUAAGAUGUCUCACAGGAAGUUCGAGCACCCGAGACACGGUUCUCUUGGCUUUCUUCCAAGGAAGCGAGCUUCUCGUCAUCGUGGAAAAGUGAAGGCUUUCCCAAAAGAUGAUCCUACUAAACCUUGCAGACUUACUGCCUUCCUGGGUUACAAGGCUGGAAUGACCCACAUUGUUAGAGAAGUUGAAAAGCCUGGAUCAAAGCUUCAUAAGAAGGAGACAUGUGAGGCUGUUACCAUCAUUGAGACCCCUCCAUUGGUGGUUGUUGGAGUUGUAGGAUAUGUGAAGACACCCCGCGGUCUUCGCACUUUGAAUACUGUUUGGGCUCAGCAUUUAAGUGAGGAAGUCAAGAGGCGAUUUUACAAGAACUGGUGCAAAUCCAAAAAGAAAGCAUUUAACAAGUAUUCAAAAAAGUAUGAAACUGAGGAGGGGAAGAAAGAUAUUGAAUCCCAACUUGAGAAAUUGAAAAAAUAUGCAACUGUCAUUCGCAUUCUGGCUCAUACACAGAUAAGGAAGUUGAAGGGUCUUAAACAGAAGAAGGCACAUUUGAUGGAGAUCCAAGUCAAUGGUGGGACUAUUGCACAGAAAGUGGACUAUGCUUAUGGCUUCUUUGAGAAGCAAAUCCCAGUUGAUGCUGUUUUCCAAAAAGAUGAGAUGAUAGACAUCAUUGGUGUGACCAAGGGUAAAGGUUAUGAAGGUGUUGUAACUAGAUGGGGUGUCACUCGCCUUCCACGCAAGACACACAGGGGUCUAAGGAAGGUUGCUUGUAUUGGUGCUUGGCAUCCUGCUCGUGUUUCUUUCACAGUUGCUAGGGCUGGGCAGAAUGGAUAUCAUCACCGAACUGAGUUGAAUAAAAAGAUCUACAAGCUUGGCAAGUCAGGUCAAGAAUCACACACUGCCAUCACCGAAUUUGACAGGACGGAGAAGGAGAUUACCCCCAUGGGUGGUUUUCCUCAUUAUGGUGUGGUAAAGGAUGAUUACAUUAUGGUCAGGGGAUGCUGUAUUGGACCUAAAAAGCGGGUUCUGACUCUUCGUCAGUCACUAUUGAAGCAGACCUCUCGCGUGGCUCUUGAGGACAUCAAGCUCAAGUUCAUCGACACCUCUUCCAAGUUUGGACAUGGGCGUUUCCAGACCACUCAAGAGAAGCAGAAGUUUUUCGGUCGCUUGAAGGCCUGAUUCGUUGCUGUUGUAGUAUUUUUGCUGUUUGUUAUAUUUAUAUGAUCUAUCAGAACAUUGGUAGUCCAAAAUUAAAAUACUAAAAAGGGGGCACUUUUUACAGUGAUGUCUUGGCUUGGAACACUAGUUCUUUUUUUAAGUUUUGCCUGAAUUUGUUCCGGUUUUGCAUGGAUUAUAAUUAAAAUAUUAAAUUAUUUCGAAA